Messenger RNA from Notechis scutatus (mainland tiger snake), 1518 nucleotides. It is a transcript of the gene CYP27B1, whose product is annotated as cytochrome P450 family 27 subfamily B member 1. Lineage: Eukaryota; Metazoa; Chordata; Lepidosauria; Squamata; Elapidae. The record is from RefSeq and is a predicted model, not a curated record. Gene Ontology annotation, molecular function: monooxygenase activity; iron ion binding; heme binding. Gene Ontology annotation, cellular component: mitochondrial inner membrane. Gene Ontology annotation, biological process: cellular response to peptide hormone stimulus; C21-steroid hormone biosynthetic process; cortisol metabolic process.
AUGUCUCAGACGCUCAAGUUGGCCACGAAGGCGUCCUUGGUCGCCAAGCUCUUUCCUGAGCUGUGGGUGGACUCUCUCCUCGGGGCGCGAUCGAAAGUUCUGAAAACCCACAAGACUCUGGAGGAAAUGCCGGGACCCAGCGCUCUCAGCUUCUUCAGCGACCUUUUCUGCAAAAGAGGGCUCUCGCGACUGCAUGAACUCCAGAUCGAAGGCAAGGCUAAAUAUGGCCCAGUUUGGAAGGCGAGUUUUGGGCCCAUCCUCACAGUCCAUGUGGCAGAUCCCAGUCUGAUUGAACAGGUGCUAAGACAGGAAGGCAAGCAUCCCAUUCGCUCUGACCUCUCCUCCUGGAAGGAUUAUCGAGUGUGUCGAGGCCACGCAUACGGGCUGCUUACAGCGGAAGGUGAGGAGUGGCAGCAAAUUCGCAGCAUCCUAGGAAAACACAUGCUGAAGCCCAAGGAGGUGGAAUCUUACACCGGGACCCUGAACGAGGUGGUCAGUGAUCUGAUCGGCCGGCUGCAGCACCAGAGAAAUCUCCACGAGCGACACGUGGUCAAGAAUGUGGCCGAUGAAUUCUACAAGUUUGGAUUAGAAGGUAUUUCUUCGGUCCUCUUUGAAUCCCGCAUUGGCUGCCUGGAACCCAAAGUUCCAGAAGAAACAGAGAAGUUCAUUAGCUCCAUCAACACCAUGUUUGUCAUGACUCUGCUCACUAUGGCCAUGCCCAAAUUUUUGCACCAAAUCUUUCCGAAGCCGUGGCAGAAGUUCUGUGAAUCUUGGGACUAUAUGUUUGAGUUUGCCAAAGGACACAUCGAUAAGCGGAUGGCUGAAGUUUCAGAAAGAAUCACCCAGGGGGAGAAAGUCGAAGGAAAAUACCUCACUUAUUAUUUGGCACAAGAAAAACUGUCCAUGAAAUCCAUCUAUGGAAAUGUGACUGAGCUUCUCCUGGCUGGUGUGGACACGAUCUCAAGCACCUUGUCUUGGAGUUUGUAUGAGCUGUCCCGUCACCCUCAGAUACAAGCGGCCGUCCAUGAGGAAAUUACCACUGUGAUGAAGGAGGGCCUCAUUCCAACCGCUGCUGAUGUAGCUCAGAUGCCUCUGCUGAAGGCCGUGGUGAAGGAAGUCCUGAGAUUGUACCCAGUGAUUCCUGGUAAUGCGCGUGUCAUCUCAGACAGGGACAUCCAAGUGGGAGACUAUAUGAUCCCCAAGAAGACCCUGAUAACCCUUUGCCAUUAUGCUACCUCUCGAGAUGAGACGUACUUCUCCGAUCCCAACUCAUUCCAGCCUGAGCGAUGGCUGCACAAGAAUGCUUCACACCACCCCUAUGCCUCCAUUCCCUUUGGCUUUGGCAAACGCAGUUGCAUUGGCCGACGUAUUGCGGAGCUUGAAGUAUAUCUGGCGCUGGCUAGGAUCCUGAUGCAUUUCGAAGUGAAACCUGAAGAGGAGGGACAAAUUGUAAGCCCCAUGACACGGACCUUGCUUGUGCCAGACAAGGACAUCAACUUGCAGUUUCUGAGUCGUUAA